Acanthopagrus latus (yellowfin seabream) is the source of this 2152-nucleotide messenger RNA. RefSeq names its product golgin subfamily A member 4-like. Bases 29 to 1372 code for a protein of 447 amino acids. The transcript has 2 exons. The record is from RefSeq and is a predicted model, not a curated record. NCBI's taxonomy places the organism in Eukaryota, Metazoa, Chordata, Actinopteri, Spariformes, Sparidae.
AGUUGCCAUUUCUGAUCAGACUGUCGCCAUGAGAGGACAUAAGACGAAGAGCAGAGAAUACUUUGAGGACUGCAGAGGAGAAAGCAGUAGGAGCGAUCACUCACAGGGCAAGAAACAAAAGGGAAAAGUUAGCAGGAUGCCGAAAGAAUGUGAUUUUCACUUUGAGGAGCAGGUGGAAGCAGCUCUCUCUAAGUCACAGCUGGAGGAGCAGAGCCACGAGAGCAAAACCCUCGGGCCUGCUGUAAAGAACGUCAAGCUGAUGUUAGAAAGUGAGCAGAUGGAUUGGUGGUGUGAACCGUCAACCUCCGCUCAGGCCACAAGGUGCUUCAAGAAGACUGUACAGGGUACAGAAAGAUCUCCUUGUGCUUCCUGUUUACCCUAUCUUGAGGAGCCCAGAGAGGAAGCCAGGAAGAUGGCAUCUGCCUUGAAAGAGGCAGAAGACCUCCUGGAGAUGCAACGCCUCUGCUGGCUGCAGGAGAAAUUCUCCAUGCUGGACGAUAUAGAGGAAACUGCAGAACUCUCUCGGGCUCGUUUAAAUGUGCAGAUAUGCGAGAACGAAACCCUCGCGGCCUCUCUGAGGAAUCUACAGCAGAAGUUUGAGCGUUGUCAGGCGGAGUGGCAGAGGGAAAGGACAUCUCUCAUUCAGGCCACGGAGGGUUACAGGUUGCGAUAUGAAGCAAAGGAGGCCGUGGAAAGAUCUCAGGCUUCCUAUCGAGAUCAGCUUGAGGAGCAGAGAGAGGAAACCAGGAAGAUCGCAUCUGCCUUGAGACAGUCAGAGGAUCUCCUGGAGACCGAACGCCGUUGCUGGCAGCAGGAGAAAUUCUCCAUGCUGGACGAGAUGAAGAAAGCCACGGCUCUUUAUGAGGCUCGGCUGGAUGAGCAGGAAUGCGAGAACAAAACUCUCGCAGAUGCUCUGAGGAACGUUGAGCAGAAGCUGGAGAGUCAUCAGGUGGAGUGGCAAACGGAAAAGACAUCUCUCAUCCAGGAUAUGCAGCGGGAAGCAAAGGAGGCUGUGGAAAGAUCUCUAGCUUCCCAUCAAGCGCAGCUCGAGGAGCAGAGAGAGGAAGCCAGUAAGGUCACAUCUGCGGUGAAGAAGGCAGACCGAUCUCUCUUCGAGGCUCAGCUGGAGGAGCAGAAACGAAAGAACGAAACCCUCACGGCUGCUCUGACCAGUGUUGAGCAGAAGCUGGAGAGUCAUCAGGUGGAGUGGCAGGGGGAGAAGACAUCUCUCCUUCAGGCCACAGAGCGUCUCAAGCAGACGCUGCAGGAGUGGGAGGAGAGAGUCAGCUCCAUGAAGUGCCAGCUGGAAGAUCUCACGAGAAAGAAGAAGAAAAAGGCGAAAUGGUACAGGCGGAUCUUCUGUUUGGCCUGAACCACUCAGGAGCUGACGGGAGGCUGACUCAAACACACGCAUUUGUUCUCCCUGAGCGAACUGGUUUUCUUCAGGUGCUCCUGUUAGCCCACGCAUUUGUAUCUCCCUGAACAACAAUUGGUUUUCCCCGGGUGCUCCGGUUAGCCUACCUUAAUUGAAGAAGAAAUUCUUCAGUUAAAAGAAAAAAGUUGAAUCAGUUCAGGUUGUUCUGAGGUCGUCAGGUGGAGUGGCGGGAGGAAAAGUCAUCCCUCGCUCAGGCCACAGAGGGUCUCCAGAAGACGGUGGAGGAAAUGGUUCAGAGGGUUCUUCUAGUGGCCUGAUCCGCGCUCCACGCUCAGGAACUGACAGGAGACUGACUCAGACGCACGCAUUUAUUCUCCCUGAGCGACUAUGUUUUGGUUUUCCCCGGGUGCUCCGGUUAGCCUACCUUAAUUGAAGAAGAAAUUCUUCAGUUAAAAGAAAAAAGUUGAAUCAGUUCAGGUGUGUGAAACUGCCACCGUGUCACAAACAUACGAGAACAAAUGCUCAGAGACCCAGCCAUCUAAAGAGAGGGAGACCUCUCUCUCUGAAUUGCUUUUCCCGAGGUUUAUUCUUCUAGUGGCCUGAUCCGCGCUCCACGCUCAGGAACUGACAGGAGACUGACUCAGACGCACGCAUUUAUUCUCCCUGAGCGACUAUGUUUUGGUUUUCCCCGGGUGCUCCGGUUAGCCUACCUUAAUUGAAGAUAAAAAUUAGUUAAUUUCAAAAAAAAAAAAAAAAAAAAAAAAAAAGUUAAAUUAG